This is a messenger RNA of Manihot esculenta (cassava), 2812 nucleotides long. Its product is annotated as phospholipase A-2-activating protein. The record is from RefSeq and is a predicted model, not a curated record. Gene Ontology annotation, cellular component: nucleus; cytoplasm. Gene Ontology annotation, molecular function: ubiquitin binding. Lineage: Eukaryota; Viridiplantae; Streptophyta; Magnoliopsida; Malpighiales; Euphorbiaceae. Gene Ontology annotation, biological process: proteasome-mediated ubiquitin-dependent protein catabolic process; ubiquitin recycling. The transcript has 23 exons. Bases 170 to 2455 code for a protein of 761 amino acids.
GCUGGUGAAAUUUGGAAAAGCAAAAACAAGGGGACUUGGCAGGGAAGUUAGGAAGCUAAUAAGCUUCGCUUUUGACGUUUCUCAUCGUAAUUGACUCGUUUUACUCCUAAAACCCUUCUCUUCACUCUGUGUGUGUCUCUGACUGUCUCUCGAUUAGAAUUUUGGCCGUAUGGAUAUGGAGAUUGAUUUCAAAGACUACAAAUUGAGCUCCGAACUUCGAGGUCAUGAAGACGACGUUCGUGGUAUAUGUAUAUGUGGCAAUGCUGGAAUUGCGACUUCAUCUAGAGACCGGACUGUGAGGUUUUGGUCUCUUGAUCCAUCAGACAUGUGCAAGUAUACAUCAUCAAAAAUUUUGUUGGGACAUUCAAGUUUUGUAGGUCCGUUGGCUUGGAUUCCACCAAAUGAACAGUACCCGGAAGGUGGGAUUGUCUCUGGUGGAAUGGAUACAUUGGUUUUGGUCUGGAACUUGAGUACAGGAGAGAAAGUGCAGGUUUUGAGGGGCCAUGAGUUGCAAGUCACUGGCAUUGCAUUGGAUAAUGAGGACAUUGUCUCUUCCUCUGUCGACUGUACAUUGAGACGUUGGAGGAAGGGUCAGGGUAUUGAGUCCUGGGAGGGUCACAAGUCAGCUAUCCAGGCAGUGGUAAAGCUGUCAUCUGGCGAGCUUGUUACAGGUUCAAGUGACAAAACUUUAAAACUUUGGAAAGGAAGGACAUGUGUGCAUACUUUUGUGGGACAUACAGAUACUGUUCGAGGCUUAGCAGAGAUGCAUGGAUUGGGCAUUCUUUCUGCAUCACAUGAUGGUUCAAUCAGGUUAUGGGCGUUAACUGGUCAAGUAUUGAUGGAGAUGGUUGGUCAUACUUCCAUUGUUUAUUCAGUUGAUUCACAUGUGUCUGGACUGAUUGUCAGUGGUAGUGAAGAUUGUUCUGCUAAGAUGUGGAAAGAUGGAGUUUGUGUUCAGAGCAUAGAGCAUCCUGGCUGUGUUUGGGAUGCCAAAUUCUUAGAAAAUGGAGACAUUGUGACAGCAUGCUCGGAUGGAGUUGUACGUGUUUGGACAUCACAUCAGGAUAGGAUUGCAGAUCCGCUAGAUCUUGAGUCAUAUGUCUCCCAACUGUCUCAAUACAAGUUAAGCAGGAAGAGGGUUGGAGGACUGAAAUUGGAAGAUUUGCCGGGGCUAGAAGCUUUGCAGAUUCCAGGAACGACUGAUGGCCAGACUAAAGUUGUUAGAGAAGGGGACAAUGGUGUAGCAUACGCUUGGAAUUUGAGAGAGCAGAAGUGGGAUAAAAUUGGAGAAGUUGUUGAUGGACCAGAUGAUGGCAUGAAGCGGCCUAUUCUUGAUGGAAUUGAAUAUGAUUAUGUAUUUGAUGUUGAUAUUGGAGAUGGUGAACCCAUUCGGAAGUUGCCAUAUAAUCGAUCAGAUAAUCCAUACACUGUUGCUGAUAAGUGGCUUAUUAAAGAGAAUCUUCCUCUUUCCUAUCGUCAGCAAAUUGUAGAUUUCAUACUCCAAAAUUCUGGACAAAAGGGCAUUGCUCUUGAUUCAUCAUUUCGUGACCCAUACACGGGUGCAAAUGCUUAUGUACCUGGACAAGCUUCUAACUUGCCUGCUGUAUCAGCAAAGCCUACUUUCAAGCAUAUUCCAAAGAAAGGAAUGCUAGUUUUUGAUGUGGCUCAAUUUGAUGGGAUCCUGAAAAAGAUAAAGGAGUUCAACGAUGCUUUUCUAUCUGAGCCAGAUAAAAGGAACUUGUCUUUGUCAGAGCUUGACAUAUCUAGACUUGGUGCAGUUAUUAAAAUUUUAAAGGACACUUCCCAUUAUCAUAAUAGUAAAUUUGCAGAUGUUGACAUUGCUUUGCUGUUGAAAUUGCUGAAGUCUUGGCCAGUAGACAUGCUAUUUCCUGUUAUUGAUGUCUUGAGGAUGAUUGUCUUACACCCAGAUGGGGCGAGUGUACUUCUCAAGCAUGUUGAGGAUGAAAGUGAUAUACUAAUGGAAGUGAUUAAGAGAGUUACAAUCAAUUCUCCGCUGCCUCCCAACAUUUUAACCAGCAUGCGUGCAGUAACUAACCUAUUCAAGAAUUCAUGCUAUUACAACUGGCUACUAAGGCAUCGCAGUGAGAUUCUUGAUGCAUUUUCAAGCUGUUAUUUGUCACCAAACAAGAAUUUGCAGUUGUCUUAUUCUACCUUGAUACUCAAUUAUGCUGUUCUGUUAAUACAAAAAAAGGAUGAAGAAGGUCAAUCACAAGUUCUUUCAGCUGCUCUUGAGAUUGCAGAAGAGGGAAAUGUAGAAGUUGAUUCGAAGUUCCGGGCUUUAGUUGCCAUUGGAUCACUGAUGCUUGAUGGUCUGGUGAAACAAAUAGCUUUGGACUUUGAUGUUGGGAACAUUGCCAAAAUAGCCAAGGCUUCUAGAGACGCCAAGAUUGCUGAAGUUGGAGCUGACAUUGAACUGUUAAUAAAACAGCAUUGAAUCUUUUUCCUUGUUCAGGCUUGUGUAGCAAUCAGCACUUAGCAGGAACUCAGAAGGAAAUUAACAGCAUUACCUUUCAAUCGGAAGAGGAAACCAUGUCGUGAUAUCUCGAGAUAUGCAAAAGCGUUUUGUUGCAGCAAACGGGGCACGCUAGCAACUUCCUGGAAUGUUUUGCUAAAUUUCUAACUUAUAUUCGUUGGGGUUAAAAAAAAAAAAAGAAAAAUUGCAAAUUGGGUCCCACAAUUGUAUUAUACCUGCAGACUGAGGAAAGCAAUUGCUGAUGAGUUCUGAAAUUAUUGAUUGAUGGAGUUUGUAGCUGAACAAUUAUGUUCGUUAUUCAAGUUCUGUUUGUUUGUA